AUGUCCACCGCUCUCAAGUCCGUUAAAGCUUUGCAACCAUUGUUCGACAGAAUCCUCGUCCAAAGAGCCAAGGCCGCCUCCAAGACCGCCAACGGGAUCUACUUGCCUGAAAAGAACUUGCCUAAAUUGUCCCAAGCUACCGUGAUUAGCGCCGGCCCAGGGAUCUCUGGUCCUGAUGGUAAGGUUGUCCCAACUUCCGUCAAGACCGGUGACGAGAUUUUGAUCCCAUCUUUCGGUGGUCAAUCCGUUAAGGUUGGUGAAGAAGAAUUCUUUAUCUUCAGAGACCAUGAAAUCUUGGCCAAGAUCAACAAUGAUGCUUGA
Saccharomycopsis crataegensis is the source of this 321-nucleotide messenger RNA. RefSeq names its product Hsp10p (gene HSP10). Gene Ontology annotation, cellular component: mitochondrial matrix. Bases 1 to 321 code for a protein of 106 amino acids. The record is from RefSeq and is a predicted model, not a curated record. The transcript has 2 exons. Gene Ontology annotation, molecular function: protein-folding chaperone binding; ATP binding; protein folding chaperone. Lineage: Eukaryota; Fungi; Ascomycota; Saccharomycetes; Ascoideales; Saccharomycopsidaceae.